ACCCUGGCACCACCUCCUAUCCUGCUCUUUCAUAGUGCCUAGGCUGGAAGAGAAGGGAGUCAGCCAGCUACCAGUCCUGAUAAGGCACAAGGGCUGCUGUCUCAGGAUGUCAGUCUUCCAGCUGGGUGACCACGUGUGGCUGAAUGCCCCCUUUGACAACAAAACCAAUGUUGCUAUUGGGGGCAUCAUCAAAGAAAUAAAGCCUGGCAAGAUCUUGGUCGAAGAUGACGAGGGCAAGGGACACUGGAUCCAAACAGAGGACCUUGGUACUCUCAGCCCCAUGCACCCAAACUUGGCUCAGGGUGUGGACGACAUGAUCCACCUGGGGGACCUGAAUGAGGCGGGCAUGGUGCAUAACCUCCUGAUCCGCUACCAGAAGCACAAGAUCUAUACAUACACAGGCUCCAUCCUGGUAGCAGUGAACCCAUUCCAGGUGCUGCCCCUCUAUACCCGGGAGCAGGUACAGCUGUACUACAACUGCCAAAUGGGCGAGCUGCCUCCGCAUGUCUUUGCCAUCGCAAACAAUUGCUACUUCAACAUGAAGAGGAACAAGAGGGACCAAUGUUGUAUUAUCAGUGGUGAGUCUGGGGCAGGAAAGACAGAGACCACCAAGCUCAUCCUUCAAUUCCUAGCCACAGUCAGUGGCCAGCAUUCAUGGAUUGAGCAACAGGUCCUGGAGGCCAACCCCAUCCUGGAAGCCUUUGGAAAUGCCAAGACAAUCAGAAAUGACAACUCAAGCCGCUUCGGGAAAUACAUCAACAUCUACUUCAACCCCAAUGGGGUAAUUGAAAGUGCAUGCAUCGAGCAAUUUCUCCUGGAAAAGUCCCGGGUCUGCCAUCAGGCCCCAGAAGAGCGGAACUAUCACAUCUUCUACUCCAUGCUCAUGGGGAUGAGCACAGAAGAGAAGGAGCUGCUGCACCUGGGGAUGCCCUCAGACUACCGCUACCUGACCUUGGGGAACUGCACUUCCUGUGAGGGGCUUAAUGAUGCCAAGGACUAUGCCCACGUGCGCUCAGCACUGAAGAUCCUCAUGUUCUCUGACUCUGAAAACUGGGACCUCAGCAAGCUUCUGGCAGCCAUUCUUCACCUGGGGAACGUGGAAUUUAUAGCUGCAGUCUUUGAAAACCUGGAUUCCUCUGAUGUGAUGGAGACACCUGCCUUUCCCAAUGUGGUGAAGUUACUGGAGGUUACGCACCAGGCACUCCGGAACUGUCUGAUCAAGCACUCCAUCAUCAUCUGUGGGGAAGCUGUCACCAGGCCUCUGAACAUCACCCAGGCUGCAGACAGGAGGGAUGCCUUUGUCAAGGCCAUCUAUGGACACCUCUUCCUGUGGAUUGUCAAGAAGAUCAAUGCUGUAAUUUUCACUCUGCCUGCCCAGGACCCUAAAAAUGUACAAAGGACCAUCGGCCUCCUAGACAUAUUUGGCUUUGAAAAUUUCCAGAACAAUAGCUUUGAGCAGCUCUGCAUCAACUUUGCCAAUGAGCACCUGCAGCAGUUCUUUGUGCAGCAUGUAUUCACAUUGGAACAGGAGGAGUACCACUCUGAGAAUAUCGCCUGGGACUUCAUCCACUACACCAACAACUGGCCCACCCUGGACCUGAUGGCCUUCAAGCCUAUGAAUAUCAUUUCCCUCCUGGACGAGGAAAGCCACUUUCCACAGGGGACAGAUAACACCAUGCUGCAAAAACUGAACAGUGUCCAUGCCAAAAACAAGGUCUUCUUACAGCCCAAGAACAUCCACGAUUCCAGAUUUGGCAUUGCCCACUUUGCUGGUGAGGUGUACUACCAGGUAGAAGGCUUCUUGGAGAAGAAUCGAGAUGUGCUGAGCGCAGAUAUCCUCACCCUGGUCCACUCCUCCCAAAACAAGUUCCUGAGGGAAAUCUUCAAGCUGGAAUCAGCAGCAAUCAAGCUGGGCCACGGAACCAUCCGGGGGAAGACAAGGAGCCAGUUCUUCAAGUCUACAGAUGCUGGCAGGCAGCCUGCCACCUUGGCAAGCCAGUUUAAGCAGUCCCUGGACCAGCUGAUGAAAAUCCUGACCAACUGUCAACCCUACUUCAUCCGCUGCAUCAAACCCAAUGAAUACAAGAAGCCGCUGCUCUUCGACCGCGAGCUGUGCCUGCGGCAGCUGCGCUACUCUGGCAUGUUGGAGACCGUGCGCAUCCGCCAGGCGGGCUUCCCUCUGCGCUACACCUUCCAGCAGUUCUCCCAGAGGUUCCGAGUCCUGCUGCCCAGUGCCUUGUGCCAACAGCUUCAGGAUAAGUUUCGACAGAUGACACUGUGCAUUGCUGAAAUGUGGUUGGGAGCAGACACAGACUGGAAAGUGGGAAAAACCAAAAUUUUCCUGAAGGAUAACCAGAGUACUCUGCUGGAGGUACAGAGGAGCCAGGCCCUGGAAAAAGCAGCAAUUAGCAUCCAAAGAGUCCUGCGGGGCUACAGAUACAGGAAAGAGUUUCUGAGGCAGCGCCGCGCAGCUGUGACUCUUCAGGCAGGGUGGAGAGGCUACUGCAACAAGAGGAACUUCAAGCUGAUCCUCUUGGGUUUUGAGCGCCUGCAGGCCAUCACCCGAAGCCACCUGCUGGUGAGGCAGUACGAGGCCUUUCGGAAGAGGACAAUCCAACUGCAGGCCCUUUGCAGGGGCUACCUGGUGCGCCUGGAAGUACAGGCCAAAAGGAGGGCAGUAUUGGUCAUCCAGGCAUAUGCCAGGGGCAUGGCUGCCCGACAGAAUUUUUGGCGGCAGAAAGCCAAUGGGCUGCUGGUCAUCCCAGGUGAAGAGACAAAGAGCCUGAGUUCUCCACCCACCAGGAAGCGCAAGUCAAUCUACAACACUGUUACAGACACAGAGAUGGUGGAGCAAGUGUUUGGCUUCCUCCCAUCCAUGAUCGCGGGGCAGGAGGGCCAGGCCUCACCUCACUCUGAGAAUGUGGAAACAAAGACCCAGAAACUGCCCGAGGUUGACCUGGACACAGUUCCCAUGGUGGAGGACCCUGAGGAGGACAUGGACAGCCUUGCUGAGUACAGCUUCCCCAAAUUUGCUGCAACCUACUUCCAGAAAUCAGCCAGCCACACUCAUAUCCGGAAGCACCUUCAAUAUCCACUGCUCUACCAUGAGGAUAAUGCUGACUGCUCGGGUGCCCUGGCCGUGUGGCCCAUCAUCCUGAGAUUCAUGGGUGACCUUCCAGAGCCAGUGCUCUUUGCCAGAAACCACCUGAGUGACAACUCAGUGAUGCAGCAGACCCAUAACAUCAUGGCCAAGGACAGCAACACCCAGUCUCCACAGCACAAAUAUGCACAGAGGCCCAGCCUCAGAAACAGAGGGACCAAAGACAUCUCCUUCAUGAAACUGAAACGCUCCUCCCAGGUCACAGGCCAGGUUGCCAACCAACUGAAUUUUGGAGAAAAGGCAUUCGAGUCUGAUGGCUCUAUCUCAGACCGACCCAUGUCCAACCUAGAGAAGGUGCACUUCAUUGUGAGUUAUGCCAUCCUGAAGCCCAGCCUCAGGGAUGAGAUUUACUGCCAGAUCUGCAAGCAACUGUCGGAAAACUUCAAAAUGACCAGUGUGGCCCGGGGCUGGAUCCUGCUCAGCCUAUGUUUAGGCUGCUUCCCACCCUCUGAGAGGUUCAUGAAGUAUCUGCUGAACUUCAUUGGUGAAGGGCCAGCCAAUUAUGGACCCUUCUGUGCUGAGCGCCUGAGACGUACCUAUGCCAAUGGGGUUCGCAUGGAGCCCCCCACCUGGAUGGAGCUGCAGGCUGUCAAGUCCAAGAAACGCAUCCCAAUCCAGGUCAUCUUGGUGACUGGAGAGAACCUAACUGUCAUGGUGGACUCAGCCUCGACGUCUCGGGAAGUCUGUCUGCACAUCGCCCGCAAGCAAGGCCUCGUUGAUCACUUGGGCUUUUCCCUCCAGGUUGCUGUGUAUGACAAGUUCUGGUCCCUGGGCAGUGGGCGUGACCAUGUGAUGGAUGCCAUUGGCCAGUGUGAGCAGCUGGCCCGGGAGAGGGGUGAGAGUGAGCGCCAUUCGCCCUGGCGCCUCUACUUCCGGAAGGAGUUCUUUACCCCGUGGCAUGAUUCCCGAGAGGAUGCUGUCAGCACUGAGCUCAUUUACCGCCAAGUUCUGCAUGGAGUAUGGUCCGGCGAGUACAGCUUUGAGAAGGAGGAAGGGCUCGUGGAGCUGCUGGCCCAGCACUGCUACGUGCAGCUCGGUGCCUCAUUUGGGAGAGAGGCAAUCCAGGAGCUUCUGCCCAGCUGCAUCCCCUCCAAACUGUAUAGGACCAAGCCCCUGGAGCAGUGGACUAGCCUCGUCACUGCUGCCCAUGCCAAGGCCCCAUACACCCAGAAGCAGGCUACGCCACGGGAUGUGCAGGAGCAAGUGGUGGAUGCUGCCCGCCUGCAGUGGCCACUACUCUUCUCCAGACUCUUCGAAGUUACCACCUUCUCUGGACCCCAACUGCCCAAAACUCAGUUGAUCUUGGCUGUUAACUGGAAGGGGCUGUAUUUCCUGGACCAGAAGGAGAAGAUACUCCUAGAACUCUCUUUCCCAGAGGUCAUGAGUCUGAUCACCAACAGGGAGGCCCAGGGUGGGCAGAGGCUGUUGCUGUCCACACUACAUGAAGAGGAGUAUGAGUUUAUGUCCCCCAGCAGUGUCGCCAUUGCCGAGCUGGUAGCCAUGUUUCUGGAGGGCUUGAAGGAGAGAUCCGUGUUUGCUAUGGCCCUGCAGGACCAGAAGGCCACAGAUGACGCCACCCUCCUGCCCUUUAAAAAGGGGGACUUGCUGAUCCUGACCAAGAAGCAGGGAUUGUUGGCCUCUGAGAACUGGAUCUUGGGCCAGAACCACAGGACAGGCAAGACGGGGCUGAUGCUUACCACCCGCCUUUAUACCAUCCCUACAGUCACCAAGCCCUCUGCACAGCUGCUGAGCUUGCUGGCCAUGUCACCAGAGAAGCGGAAGCUGGCAGCUCAGGAGGGGCAACCAGCAGAACCACUGCCUGAGGAGCAGGCCAAGGAGAAGCUGCACACCCUGGAGACAUUCUCCUAUGAGUAUUUUAGAGCCCUGGAGAAGGAGACAGUCAGCAGAGCCAUGUACCCGCUGACCAGGUCCCGGGGCCACCUGUGGGCUCACUCCCCUGAGCCACUGCGGCAGCCUCUGCUCAAGCGUGUCUAUGCCAACACCGAACUGUGGGAUGUCACUUGUCAGAUCUUCAUUGCCAUUCUCAGGUACAUGGGUGAUUACCCCUCUCGGCAGGCCUGGACCUCCAUGGAGCUCACGGACCAGAUCUUCUCGUGGGCCCUGCAGGACACAGUUCUACAGGAUGAAGUCUACUGCCAGAUCCUGAAGCAGCUGACACACAAUACCAAGAGGUAUAGCGAAGAGCGGGGCUGGCAACUGCUGUGGCUCUGCACUGGUCUCUUCCCGCCUGGCAAGGCGCUAAUGCCCCAUGUCCAGAAAUUCAUAGACACAAGGAGGAAGAAUCUGCUGGCCCCCGACUGCAGCCGCCGUAUCCAGAGGGUGCUGAGGGCGGGGCCCCGGAAGAAGCCCCCUCACCAAGUGGAGGUGGAGGCCAUAGAGCAGAACAUCUCCCGCAUCUGCCACAAGAUCUACUUCCCCAAUGACACCAGCCAGAUGCUGGAAGUGGAUGCCCAGACCCGGGUGCGGGACAUGUGUGAAAGCAUCUCCACCAGACUGCAGCUGGCCUCCUGGGAAGGCUGUAGCCUCUUUAUCAAGAUUGCAGACAAGGUCAUCAGCCAAAAGGAGGGAGACUUCUUCUUUGACUCCUUGUGGCAACUGUCUGACUGGGUGAAGAAGAGCAAGCCUCAGAAAGAAGGGGCCCCUGUGACGCUCCCCUACCAGGUGUACUUCAUGCGAAAAUUGUGGCUCAAUGUGGCCCCAGGGAAGGACAUGCGUGCUGACACCAUACUCCAUUACCACCAGGAGCUGCCCAAGUACCUGCGUGGGUUCCACAAGUGUUCCCAGGAGGAUGCCAUCCAGCUGGCAGGCCUCAUCUACAAGGCCCAGUUUGACAACGACAAGUCCCAGCUAGCUAACAUCCCCAAGAUCCUGAGGGAACUUGUGCCGGAGAAUCUUAUACGCCUGAUGUCCUUGGAGGAAUGGAAAAAGAGCAUCCUUCUGGCCUAUGACAAGCAUAGGGACAAGGCAGUGGAAGAGGCCAAAGUGGCCUUCUUAAAGCGGAUAUGCCGGUGGCCCACCUUUGGGUCGGCCUUCUUCGAGGUGAAGCAAACCUCGGAGCCCUCCUACCCAGACAUCAUCCUCAUUGCCAUCAACCGGCAUGGAGUUCUGCUCAUCCACCCCAAGACCAAGGAGCUGCUCACCACCCACCCAUUCACCAAGAUCUCCAGCUGGAGCAGCGGCAGCACCUACUUCCACAUGGUGCUGGGAAGCCUGGGCCGGGGCAGCCGCCUGCUGUGUGAGACCUCUCUGGGCUACAAGAUGGAUGACCUGCUGACCUCGUAUGUGCAACAGCUCCUGAGCACUGUGAACAAGCAGCGAGCUACCCAGGACCCAGCCCUGGCUGACCCUUAGCAGUGGUGGUACACUUGCCCAUGCAAUCAACCCUCCCAAUUUGGGGUCCUUUUGGUUUCUGCUGGUAGCCUUUCAUGCCGCCCCCUCUCCAGAAUACUCCAUAACCCUCAUGGCUCCAGGCAGGACUCCUCCCCUACAUGGGGCAGAGAUGGCAGGCCUACUGGUCCAGUUGGUAGAUUGCUGAGACAACCACCCAAGAAUGUUCAAUAAAAAUUCUGGGAACAGGAGGAAUGUGUCAGUGAAAAGAAAGGAUAAGGGUGCAGGUGAGCAGGAGGCCUGGGAGGCACUGGCCAACAAACGGUUUCUUCCAGGAAAAGCACUGUGACUUCUCCAGAGACACACAAAUGACAACUUUGCUCCCAGAGAAUGACUUCGUUGGUUUCUCCCUCCUUUUUCUCCUCCCUUCCUCCCUCCUUUCUUCCCAUUUCUUGGACUAGGUUGAAAAGACCCUCACUGCACACCUUUCUCCUUCCCCUGCAUGGCAAUAAAAUGGGACACAGCAUUGCUGCCAGCCAGGUAGAGAGGCAGAGGCUCCUGGCUUCAUGCAGGAGACAGAUCUGGAUGCACAGGCUUAAAGGACUGGAUGAACCUCCUGUGCUGACGGCCUUGUCAGAGCCUGUCCCCCAGCACACUCCACCUACUUGGUCAUCCUUCAACCAGCCAGCCUGGACUGCAGGUUUCUGGCUGGCCUUUUUCUUCAAGCCCUGAUGGAAGCCUGGCCCUGGAAACAGGGAUUGGAUCCCACCUGCCCCGUCUGGUGUCUGUUGAAGUUCAAGGGGGCCACUGCCCCACCUCCUGACCCCAUCACCACAGACAACGCAAACAAAAUGGUUGUGUACACAAGCCUUUAUUUAAUGUGUAAGUGUGAGUCACACCAAGUCCUGUGCUGGCCAUGGCGGAAGUGUCCUCCCUGGAGGGUAGGAAUAAGCCACCCGCCUGGCUUCUGAACUCCAGCUUUACCCAGAGGUUUAAUGUGUGCCUGAUUUGUGGGGAUGAAGGAACUGCAGUGACCACAGAGGAGCUUGGAAAAGCCACAGUGACCCAAACCUGGGAUGGAGUAGCCAAGGCCAGAUUUUAGGAAGGGAGCCUCCUGAGUGAGGGAGGAGUAGGGUCCUUGUCCAUCCUGUUGAUUCAUGUGAUGAGUUGGCAGGGCUUGCUGGCCCAGUUCAGGCACAAGAAUCCUACUUGGUUGAGUGGAUGGCUGAAGGAUGGAAGGGUGGUUCACCAGAGUUCCUCUUCUCUGUGGCCUUGGUCCUGGGGCUAGAGCAGCUACCUGCUGUAUGGGACCACAUAGGUACACAGUGGGGCCAGUCUGGGCAGAGGCUGGCCAAGUGCCCACAAAAGAGUGUAAGCUGUCAGGCCCCCUGUAGGAAUGGAACAAGUCUGCUAGGUUGGGCUAAGAGAAGUGGCCCCCAUCCAGGGCUAGGUGACUCCAGGUCCCAAUUUGCUUGUGUCCCUUGAGGAUGUCAGGCUAAAGCUUGUAGACACAGGCCUUUCAUAAGCUCAACACAUCCAGGCCCCCACCUCUAUCCUGUGCCUGCAAAGAAGGAGGGAGAGGAGCCCAUAACAAGGGAGAGAAGAGUCCCAGGGAGAGGGCAAGAAAAGGGAGCAAAGGAAAGAGGAGGGAAUGUUGACUAGAGAGAAGGGAAGAUCCAUGAAGGGAGAUAAGAUGAGCAAUGGAGGUGGUAAACAGAAGGGCUCAGCAGGAGCAGGAAACCCAGCAAGAAGGGGAGAAGUGAGGGCAAGUGGAGGCUCCUCAGGUAAAGGGGAGGCCCACAGACUUGGGGUAGGCCUUGAGGGCAGCCAGCUCUGCCAGCUUCUUCAGCCACUGUCCAGUGGGAAGUUCUUGUAGUGUCUUUUAUGCACGGGCUUCAUGUCAAACUCUAUAAACUUAUUCCUGGGGAGGAAGUGCAGCAGUCAAGAGAGCCCCAUUGCCCUAUCGGCUCUGAGCCAGGUCUUCCUCAGCCCACAGAGCCAAAGCCUGAGAAGCUGCUUUCCCUCUUCCCCUAGCCCACAGCCUCCCCACCAGCCUGCCACAGCCAGUAGGCCAGACCCCAUGGUGAGCUUCUCACCAAAGGUCCCGGUGGACAGGGAGAUGGGCCUCCAGGCCUCCCUUCCCUCCUAAAGGUUUCUCUCAGAUUCUGACACUUCAGAACCCACCAUGUUCCCAGUUUUCCUCA
Messenger RNA from Artibeus jamaicensis (Jamaican fruit-eating bat), 8712 nucleotides. RefSeq names its product myosin VIIB (gene MYO7B). Gene Ontology annotation, molecular function: cytoskeletal motor activity; ATP binding; protein binding. Bases 107 to 6532 code for a protein of 2141 amino acids. The transcript is spliced from 48 exons. Gene Ontology annotation, cellular component: cytoskeleton; myosin complex. The record is from RefSeq and is a predicted model, not a curated record. NCBI's taxonomy places the organism in Eukaryota, Metazoa, Chordata, Mammalia, Chiroptera, Phyllostomidae.